Molecule: messenger RNA, 1192 nt
Organism: Gastrolobium bilobum
Lineage: Eukaryota; Viridiplantae; Streptophyta; Magnoliopsida; Fabales; Fabaceae
Product: small ribosomal subunit protein uS11m
Exons: 2
Coding region: 103-918 (271 amino acids)
Biological process (GO): ribosomal small subunit assembly; translation; maturation of SSU-rRNA from tricistronic rRNA transcript (SSU-rRNA, 5.8S rRNA, LSU-rRNA)
Cellular component (GO): ribosome; mitochondrial small ribosomal subunit
Molecular function (GO): structural constituent of ribosome; mRNA 5'-UTR binding; small ribosomal subunit rRNA binding
Source: RefSeq, a predicted model, not a curated record
UAUCAUUGAACUGAAAAAAAGAAAGAAAAAAGAACAACGUAAGAAACAAACACAUAAUCAGAAUCUGAGCUCAUCAAACUGAAACCCUAGUUUCCAACGACAAUGUAUCGUUAUUUCUCUUCUUUUCGCCAUGGCCGUGGAUCUUCCCUCAUUACUCUUCUCGCACCCAAAUCAUCACUUCCAUCCAAUCUACAAUCUCACCGCUUCACGUGGUUGCCUCAAAACGACGGACAUGUUAGACGAUUUUCUAGCUCAAAUUGGGGUUGGAGUGGGAGGAAUCCGAGCCAGAAUGUGAAUGCAAAUGCACGUCCAGAUUAUAUGCGUGAUAGAGAGAACAUAAACUCCAGAAGCGCUCUGAGCCAGAAUGUGAAUGCAAAUGCGAAUGUCCGUCUGGAUCAGAUGCGGGAUGGAGAGAACAUAAACUCCAAAAGCGACAAUGAUGCUGAGACUGGCAAGAAUUCUAGGCCUAUGGACUUUGUUAGAGGAAUUAUAGAGGAAGAUCGAAAGGAUUUUAUGGGGGGUUCUCCAUAUCAUUAUGAGCAGGAUGCGGAUUUUGUUCAUAUAAAGAUGUUACGGAACAAUACCUUUGUUACUGUAACAGAUUCUAAAGGAAAUAUAAAACUCAGGGGCUCUGCCGGUUCCUCCUUGAAAGACAUGAAAGCAGGGCAAAAGCUUUCUAGGUAUGCUGCUGAAGCAACUGCAGAAGUUGUUGGACGAAAGGCUAGGGCUUUGGGGUUGAAAUCUGUUGUAAUGAAAGUGAAAGGAUUUACUCAUUUUAGGAGAAAAAGGCAAGCCAUAAUGAGCUGGAGGGAGGGAUUUACUGAUUCUCGAGGGGAUAGAAAUCCAAUUGUAUAUAUUGAAGACACCACUCGACGUCCUCAUAAUGGCUGCAGACUCCCAAAGAAACGACGUAUUUAGUUGUUUUUAUUGGGAUUGUUUAAGAAGCUUUAUUUGACUUGGAUGAAGACAUAAUUUUAGUGCAGUUUGGGCACAUGCUGAUAUUUUUAUCAAUCAUCUUUCAUUAUGAUGUCUUUUGUUGUUUACAUUAUGUACAAUUACGAAGGUUCAAUAACCAGAAAUUUCUGUAGCAGCAUGUCCUGAAGGGCCAUUCUCAAUUGAAGGUUGUGUGGGGCUCAUGGUAGCUGAUCUUGUAUUACUACUUUAACCUCUUUUUUUGACGUAAAAAAAUGAU